CGGUGUCCGUGGCAACAGCACAGGAAGUGGCGCGCAACUGUUGAAAAACUGUCACUGAACAAACGGAAGAAGAGAUUUUGAUACUAUUCAACUUCGACAACCUCGAAGCUGUGGUGCCAAAGUUACAUACAACUUGAGGCGCUCUUCUUAUGUAACUUAACUAAGUGUGGCUUCGUAACGGAAAACAUGUCGUUUGUGAGAGUGGGGCGUCCACAACAACACACCAAAGGAAAAAGGCCUGUUCGACCCAAGAAGGCAGCAGCUCCCAAAAGAGAGUGGGUGAGCACUGUCAGUGACCUGUCUGUUCACAAGCUGACACCUGCAGAGCUGAGCCAUCGGCAUGAGAUUCACAAGUCCCACAACAAGGCUGCGGCUCAGUGGGAGCUGAGAGAGAAAACCUUAAAACGGCGUUUCAGGCACACUGGGAGCCCUGCACCUCUAGACCACGCCAGCCUCAGCAUCAUCAGGGAGGUGUUCUCUGACCAGCUGCUGCUGCAGGAUGUGCUGGCUCGCUCUGACAGAGCCAUGGCUGUGGUCAAAGACUUGUUUGGAGAUGCGCCACACAGGCAGACUGGGCACCCCAGUGUGACAAUGGCUCCAAACUGUGACUCUGUCUCAGCGCUGCCUGUGCUCCAGAGACCAGAUCCUCCAACUCAGCUGUCACUGCUCAGCCAGUCUAUGAUGGACCAACAGGCUCUUAAUGAAGUAGAGGCUUCAGAGGAAGACUACAUUGAUGAAGAUACCUGUCCUACUGGCAAUUCAGACUAUCAUGUAAUCAAAAGGGCCAAUGUACGAAAAAUGAAGGCACAGUCUCGGAGAAGAAUGAUACUGCAUCGUCCCAACUGUGACCCGGCAGAAAGAGAUUAUGUUCCUGUAACCCCCUGCACAUCCGGCAGUGCACCAGUCCAAACAGCUCUCAAUGCCACCAUGGCUGUUCAGCGUGUUCGGUCCAGACAAAGCCAGUCAGAGGAAGGCAAGGAGGAACCGUCGGUCCUGGUUUCUCAGGUCCUGAACCCUGAGCUGCCUCUCAACACGUCAGGCAGGAUCAGUAGUCGUACCAGCAGGACUAGGAAGUGUAUUUCUCAGAGUUCGGAGCUGAAUGGCUCCUCUGUUACCUCUCUCAGUGGGGACCAGUCCAGUCUGGGCCUGCUGCAAGCCAUGUUGGGUCAGGUGGAGACAGACUUGGAUACUCUGAGUCCUGACACUGAACCAGCUUCAGCACAGAGUCAAAAACAGCACAAAACACAAGGCCUCACUGGAUUCUCUGUCGCCUUGGUCUCCAUUCUGGGACGUUUAGUGCACCUCCUCAAACAGAGGGAGGAGGAAGCUCAGAAUGAGGCUCAGGAGAGGAGAAGACUGGAGGAGGAGUUGAGAGAGCAGCAUGGGCUGAUUGAUGCUCUCACUGCUGAGACGAUGACUCUGCGAGAAGAGGCCGCCGCCCUGCAGGCCGGGUUGCAGCAGCAGACAGCAGAGCUGGAGCAGAAGUUGGACACAGUGGUGUUGGUGAUGGGGGGUCUUGGACUCCUGGAGGCACACGUGGACCCACCUCAAGACUCUGAUGUCAAAGCUGCAGUUUGUCAGUCUGCACCCGUUGCUGAGCGAGAUCCUCAACCACUACAAGCCUCUGUUUCUCCUGCUGUCUUGCUCUCUCCCCCUCGACAGAGAGACAACUGGCAACAAAUUCCUGCGACUCAUCCUGUCCAGCUGCACCAGGAGCUUCCUCCUGUAGAUAUCCUGCGUUCCUGUGAGGACGUCCAGGCCCACAGCUCAGCCUCCAGCCUCACCAGCCUGCCCUCCACUUCCUCAUUAUCACUGACCUCUGACCCUCUCAGCUCACAGCUCUCUCCGGAGGCCAUGCUGGCUGAGAUCGUUCAGCUGAGCAGACAGAACGACCUGAUCAAGGCCCAGCUUAGCCAGGCUAAGGGCCUAGGGUCAGGGGUCGGAGGAUCGCCUAACAGUAGCAAGGAGGAGGGAAGGUUGAGCUCCAGCAGCACAGGAAGAUUCACACCCCAAAGUGUUGGAGAGAGGAGAGAGUCAGUUUCCAGCAGCUCAGGGAGAAGGAGUCUGCAUGUCCAGGCUGCUGAAGGAGAGCGACUGACUAAUCAGGCAACAUCACCCAACACACUCUGUGUGAGUAGUGUGGAACAGCGCCUCCUGGAGCUAAACAGACAAAGUGCAGCAGCUAGGGGUCGACUGCUGGAGCUCAUUGAGCAACAGAAGCAAAAUGUUUCAGCCAAAGUUUCUCCCUCUGAUUCCCCCAUCCCUCCUGCCUUCAGCCCACAUUCAGCAGCUGGAGGAGGAAAUCCAGAGCUGCUGCCUGCAGAGGAGCUCCUGUCACAGACUGGUGGUGAGAGACGAUAUGCUGGUUCUGAAGUGUCUUCUCACAGUCUUGGAGAAGAAACAAGGGGGGGCAAAACACAGAUGGAGAAACGGAGAGAGCGAGAGGGGUGGUUUGCUUUGUCUGCUCAUGUGAGAUGACAAGAAGAGGAGUAAACCUGGGGAUAUUUAAAACCUGUGGUUUUAGUAUUUUAUCUAUGUAUUUUUAAAUGACUGAAUUAAAUGUUGAACUUUUAAAAUUAA
Molecule: messenger RNA, 2580 nt
Organism: Siniperca chuatsi (mandarin fish)
Lineage: Eukaryota; Metazoa; Chordata; Actinopteri; Centrarchiformes; Sinipercidae
Gene: spice1
Product: spindle and centriole associated protein 1
Exons: 18
Coding region: 187-2478 (763 amino acids)
Biological process (GO): regulation of centriole replication; mitotic spindle assembly; metaphase chromosome alignment
Cellular component (GO): spindle; centrosome; centriole
Source: RefSeq, a predicted model, not a curated record